Molecule: messenger RNA, 1775 nt
Organism: Gracilinanus agilis (Agile Gracile Mouse Opossum)
Lineage: Eukaryota; Metazoa; Chordata; Mammalia; Didelphimorphia; Didelphidae
Gene: AGK
Product: acylglycerol kinase
Exons: 16
Coding region: 254-1519 (421 amino acids)
Biological process (GO): protein insertion into mitochondrial inner membrane; ceramide biosynthetic process
Cellular component (GO): mitochondrion; TIM22 mitochondrial import inner membrane insertion complex
Molecular function (GO): acylglycerol kinase activity; ceramide kinase activity; ATP-dependent diacylglycerol kinase activity
Source: RefSeq, a predicted model, not a curated record
UACUGCAUUCAGGGCAAGGUGCUGGAUUUAAUCUGAGGGAAUCUCAGUUUGAAAGUUUGAGGGAUCUCAGCUUCCACAUAGUCCAGAUCUUACACAAGACUUCCAUUUUUAUCAAAACUGACUACUAGUCAUCUAGCCUUUGUUGGAAGACCUGCAGAAGAGGAAUCUGUUACAUCUUUGAAGCAGACAAUUUUACUUUGGGACAAUACUUUUUCAAAAACUUUCUUAAAAUCUAGCUGACUUACUAGAGAAGAUGGCUCAACUUAUCAAAACCUUUCGGAACCACUGGAAGAAAACUACAUUUGGUGCCUGCCUGCUGACCUGGGGAGGACAUUGGUUGUAUGGAAAACACUGUGACAACUUACUAAGGAGAGCAGCCUGUCAAGAAGCCCAGGUAUUUGGAAAUCAACUCAUUCCUUCAAAUGCACAAGUAAAGAAGGCAACUGUUUUUCUCAACCCUGCAGCUUGCAAAGGAAAAGCCAGAAAUCUUUUUGAAAAGAAUGCUGCCCCAAUUUUGCACUUGUCUGGCAUGGAUGUGACUGUGGUCAAGACAGAUUAUGAAGGACAAGCCAAGAAACUGCUAGAAUUAAUGGAAAACACAGACAUGAUCAUUGUCGCAGGCGGAGAUGGAACUCUGCAGGAGGUUGUUACUGGCCUUCUUCGAAGAGUAGAUGAGGUUACCUUCAGUAAGAUUCCCAUAGGAUUUAUCCCUCUGGGACAGACCUGCAGUUUGAGCCAUACACUCUUCCCUGAAAGUGGAAACAAAGUCCAGCACAUCACAGAUGCCACACUGGCUAUCGUCAAAGGAGAAACUAUUCCACUUGAUGUGCUGCAGAUCAAGGGAGAAAAGGAACAGCCUGUGUUUGCAUUAUCUGGCCUCAGAUGGGGAUCCUACAGAGAUGCAGGCGUCAAAAUUAGCAAGUACUGGUAUCUUGGACCAUUAAAGACCAAAGCUGCUCACUUUUUUAGUUCUCUUAAGGAAUGGCCUCAGACACAUCAGGCCUCCAUCAUGUAUGUGGGACCCACUGAGAGACCACCCAGUGAACCUGAAGAGAAGCCUCCUAGGCCUGCUUUAUACAAGAGAAUAUUUCGAAGGCUUGCAUCAUACUGGACACGUUCUCAGAAUGCCAUCCCCCAGAAGAGAGAGCCAGAGGUCUGGAACGAAGUGCAGUUGUCCACCCUGGAGUUAUCCAUCACGACCCGGAACAGUCAACCUGACCUGACGGGCACAGAAGAUUUUAUGAACAUUUGCAUUGAGCCAGAUACAGUCAGUAAAAGUGACUUCAUAAGUAUAGGAAGUCAGAAGAUGAGAGAUCCUCUUUUGCAUCCUGAAGGCUCCGAGUACCUCCAGGCCAGCCAAUGUACAUUGGUUCUUCCUGAGGGAACAGAAGGGUCCUUCAGCAUUGACAGUGAGGAGUACGAAGCCAUGCGUGUGGAGGUGACACUGCUCCCCAAGAAACUCCAGUUCUUUUGUGACCCACGACGGAGGGAGCAGAUGCUCCAGGUGCCUGUGCAGUGACCAUGGACAAGAGCAUGAAGUCUGCUCUUUUUGAGGAGCAUAGGGCAUUGGAUGAAGGUCAGGCUGUGCUCUGCUACCACUUCUGGGGCCAGAAGUGGGACCAAGGAAGCCAAACCACACUCUGAAUACUAGUACCAUGCCAUUUUGGGAGCUACUUCUUGUGAAAAGUGUCCCUUGGAGCAUCCCAGAAUGUCCUGUUUACUAACACUUAUGUAGCCAGCUUCCAUUAAAGUGUGCUUCAAUCUUUGUCUCAACA